Messenger RNA from Aegilops tauschii subsp. strangulata, 808 nucleotides. Its product is annotated as transcription factor PCF1. Gene Ontology annotation, cellular component: nucleus. The record is from RefSeq and is a predicted model, not a curated record. Gene Ontology annotation, molecular function: DNA-binding transcription factor activity; sequence-specific DNA binding. NCBI's taxonomy places the organism in Eukaryota, Viridiplantae, Streptophyta, Magnoliopsida, Poales, Poaceae.
AUGUCCACCGCACCCUCGGAACUCGUCCUCUACAACCUCGUCCCCGCCCAAACCCUAAACCCCAGCCCCUCCCCCGCCGCCGCCGCCGGCGGCCUCCCCUCCCCCCUCGCCGCCGAUGGCUCCUCCGCCUCGGCCGCCGCGCGCCGGGCGCGCCCGCGCCGUUCAUCGGACCGCCACGCCAAGGUCGCCGGCCGCGGCCGCCGGGUCCGCAUCCCGGCCAUGGUCGCCGCCCGCGUCUUCCAGCUCACCCGCGAGCUCGGCCACCGCACCGACGGCGAGACCAUCGAGUGGCUGCUCCGCCAGGCCGAGCCUUCCAUCAUCGCCGCCACCGGCACCGGCGUCACCCCGCAGGAGGCGCCCCCCGCCGCCGUCCCCGUCGCCCCGUUCGUGCAGGUGCCCUACUACACCGCGCUCCUCAUGCAGCCGCCCAGCGCCGACGAGCCGCCCCUCGCGUCCGCGCCGCCCGCCGGCGAGGAGAACAAGUAAUUGGCACAGGGGAGGCUAGGGUUAGGGGCUUGUUAGUCUUAGAGUGUUGAGGGGCCUAUUGGGCUCUGUAGUAUCAGUCUCCCCCUCCGGAAUAAUUGAAUCUUAUUGCCACGGCACGGGUUAGGCCUUUAUAUGAUUGGUGAUUCGAGUGAUCAGGGGAGGGGGAUUCAGAUCGUAGAAUUAUUAUUAGUGGCUUUAAAAAAGACAGAUUUCUGUCUGUGUCUGUUGAGCGAGUGCUCUUGAUGUUGGAAACAAUGUCCAAGUUCUUGUGAAUGGUUUGGUGCUCAUUUUAAUUUAAAUGGUGCUUAGCCUUUUAUGGCAA